GAUAGUACUUUUAUCAGGAUAAAGUCCGAUAAAUAUUAAUCGCGGUUUAUUGACAUACUGGUAUUUACAACGCUAAAUGACUUGUAUACCCCAAUAGUUUUGCCUACUGCGUUUUAUCGAGAGAGUGCGAUAAACUGCACUCACUUUUAUAUCGCGACAGAGUUGCUCAUUAUCGCGAUAUUUCAGCACAUUUAGCAUAAUAUCUCGAUAUAUCGCAAGUUUUCAACAAAAAUUACCCUCAUGGGCACCAUAUAUAAAUACUUGUUAUAUAAGUUCUGAUGUGACAAUGGCAUUUACAAAUGAUGAUUGGAUGAAUUGUCCAAUUUGUUUAGAAGAAUGGAAUGAUUCUCAUCGUCCUAUAACAUUUCAAUGUGGUCAUACUGUUUGUAUUUGGCAUAAAACAGGAAUUAUUUCAUUACGUCAAUGUCCAUUAUGCAGACAUCCUUUAUCACGCGAAACAUGGUGCGUUUCUUACAAUUUGGAACAAGCGGCACAUACAUUUCGUAUGAUCAGACAAUUACAAGAUGUUAAAUCCGGCAAUAAAGAGUCGUUAAUGUUAUCUAAACCCCGUCGAAAAUACCUCAUUGAACAUGUAGCCUAUUCAAAACAAUCUCAACAAAUUGAUUAUAAUAGAUAG
Molecule: messenger RNA, 637 nt
Organism: Didymodactylos carnosus
Lineage: Eukaryota; Metazoa; Rotifera; Eurotatoria; Philodinida; Philodinidae
Source: the annotation of a GenBank genome assembly